AUGGUAGCUCGACGUGAGACUCUGGUGAGAGGAGGGUCUCUGCUGCUUGACGGUGGGCUGCAGGGCCGGUCCUCCCAUGAAGGUCACGAAGAUGACGAAAGGAAAGUAAGACGGAGAGAGAAGAACAGAGUCGCUGCCCAGAGGAGCAGAAAAAAACAAACGCAGAAAGCAGAUAAACUCCAUGAGGAAUACGAGUGCCUUGAGCAAGAGAACACCUCCCUCAAAAGAGAAAUCGGAAAGCUGACAGAUGAAAUGAAACACUUGAACGACGUGCUGAGGAACCACGAGAAAGUCUGCCCAGUGCUGCACUGCUCCUUAAACUUUGGCUUGAUGCCCAGACAUGAUGCCCUCAGUGGUCCUUUGCCAAGAUGAGGCCUUGGCUGGCUGGUCUUAAAGUGCUACUGAGAUAAGGGAGCUUUCGGGAUCUGACUUCUUUCUUUUUCUCCCUGGCUGCGUGAACACGGUCACCUGGCAGCAACGUGGACUUCCGCUUAGAGUUGCCGCCGCACCUUAGAGCCUGCCACACCUCCAGAAGCCCCCGAGACGUUGGCAGAGUGGAUGGGCUCCAACCUUACAGGAGAAUCUUUGGACAGAGCUGUGUGUGUGUUGUUCCUUGGAUUCCCUCCCACUGCAAGGAAUCCGGAACCUGGCGCAGAAAGUAGGAUACAAAGAACGUUUAGUUUAUUUUUUUAACAGUGCAACUGUCUAGUCUUCAUUGGUUAUAGGAAAUGAGUUGCUGAGAAAUCAGGAAAGGGGAAGAAGUUGCGACAGAGUUUGAAACCAAAGAAAUAGUAGACAUGACAACCUGUAGUCAAGGUCUGGGACAUCGGUGUCCUUCCCAGCAAUCUGCCUGAUUUCUUGUUCCCUCUCCAUCCUGGGCUUCUCCCUUUCUGCUCCACUUGCCGCCAAACGUAUCAAAUGAUGCGAAAAACUA
Molecule: messenger RNA, 934 nt
Organism: Elgaria multicarinata webbii
Lineage: Eukaryota; Metazoa; Chordata; Lepidosauria; Squamata; Anguidae
Gene: BATF3
Product: basic leucine zipper ATF-like transcription factor 3
Exons: 4
Coding region: 1-372 (123 amino acids)
Biological process (GO): regulation of transcription by RNA polymerase II
Cellular component (GO): nucleus
Molecular function (GO): RNA polymerase II cis-regulatory region sequence-specific DNA binding; DNA-binding transcription factor activity, RNA polymerase II-specific
Source: RefSeq, a predicted model, not a curated record